Molecule: messenger RNA, 1606 nt
Organism: Empidonax traillii (willow flycatcher)
Lineage: Eukaryota; Metazoa; Chordata; Aves; Passeriformes; Tyrannidae
Exons: 11
Source: RefSeq, a predicted model, not a curated record
CAGCCAUUUUGCUUAUGGAAAACAAUGUGACAUAUUAUGCUGUGCCGUACCGGGGAAUAAACAAAAAUCCCGUCGGGGGACGCAGCAGAAGCCGGGCAUACGAGCUCUUGCAUGUGAAUUAAAUUAAUUUCUCGAGAGAAACUUUCAUAAAGGGCUAAAUCAACAAGGUCUACAUAUACAGAAAUUUCUUACUUCUGCUGCAUUUGAGACACAGCUAAACUCGUCUGUCUGGAAAUCUGAAGAUUUUUAUAGCAAAUCCUCCAGUGUCAAAAUGAACACAGAUAGCGGUGGGUGUGCUCGCAAACGUGCUGCAAUGUCUGUCACAUUAACAGCUGUGAAGAGAGUUCAGAGUUCUCCAAACCUAUUGGCCUCAGGGUCUGAUUCUCAGUCUCCAGAUUCAGCUUGGAGAUCUUUCAAUAAUGGAAGUAGAGAGACACUGAAUGGAGACGCUAGCAGUUCAUCUCUUUCAGCAAAAGGUUUUAGGAGUGUGCGGCCAAAUCUACAGGAUAAAAAAUCACCAACUCAGGCACCUCUGCCACCCCCUAGAAAAGCAAGAGUAGCUAAUCACAAGAACGAAAUUAAUCUCCAGGCAGUAACAGCUGGUCCAGCUAAACACCAUCCCACAGAUACUGCCUAUUACACUGAUGAGAAGUCUGUUCAGGAGACAAUGUCAUCUCAAAUAGCUAACACAAGUGUGUCCUAUGCACAGAAAAUCAUUAAACCACUGAUCUCAAACUCCGGUGCUGGCAUAAACACAGUAGCUGGUAUAAGUACUACUCUUCAUCAAGGCCAGACGCUACAGUCUCAGAAACGUAAGGUAUCUACCCUGAAAUUAACCCGGGCACGUGAUCCAGCAAGUAGCAUUCAUUGUAAUUCACAGCAACACCUCAAGCCUGUUGAAGAGCCAGUAUUUCCACAAAGGCCUGUCUCACCUGCCUGUAACCCCCUGCCUGAGAUACACACAGCGUCUCUUUCCGUUCAGAUAGCUCCCUCCCCUGACAAUAAAGCAGAGCCUGAAAUCCAAGAACAUCCACCUAGUAUUUCUCCAGACACUUCAAAGAUGUCUUCAAAGGAUUUGGGACAAAACUCUACAGUUCUUCCUUCUUCACAGGCUGCAGAAUGCCAUGUGCUUGGAAACCAGAAAGUAACUGCCCCUGUGAUGGAGGCUCAGAUCACAGUGAAUGGGAAUUCUGGCACUGCUGCCAGCCCAGUGAGUCACUUUCAAAGGCCUUUUUCCCCUUCUUCAGCUUAUUCUCCACCAGCUUCACUCAAUUCCAACAUUGUUAUCAUGCAGCAUGGCAGGAUGAUGGAGUCCACAGAGACGUACUCACAGCAUGUUCAGAAUGUUGGCAGCAGCACCGCCACCAGUACAAUACCAAUCUGUAGAACCUCAGAAGAAGAAAAAAAAAUUACAGUAAUUAAAGCUCCACAUUAUGCAGGGAUUGGCCCGGUAGAUGAAUCUGGAAUCCCUACAGCAAUUAGAACGACCGUUGACAGGCCAAAGGAUUGGUACAAGACCAUGUUUAAGCAAAUCCAUAUGGUUCAUAAACCUGGUGAGUAUUUUUUUGUUUUGUCUGGGUGGUUCUUCAUUCAUAUUAAAACAUGC